Molecule: messenger RNA, 2067 nt
Organism: Plenodomus lingam JN3
Lineage: Eukaryota; Fungi; Ascomycota; Dothideomycetes; Pleosporales; Leptosphaeriaceae
Biological process (GO): TOR signaling
Cellular component (GO): fungal-type vacuole membrane; TORC1 complex
Source: RefSeq, a predicted model, not a curated record
AUGGUACUGCACCUGGGCACUCCCACCACGGUUCAACUGACUGUCAUUGUUACUGGGACUAACGUGGCACACGCCGUACCACGCUCCCGUGCUCCCACACCUGCAAUUGAUAUCCCAUGGACGCCCGCUGAGCUACUUGCCAGCACCACGAACCUCGACGCUGGCUGCUCCCCUCUUGGGCACCCCGUAUGUAGAGCUGUCCGCCCCAGACUUGGACUUGACGACACAGCACCGCCGCCUGCCCCCUCCCACUCUCCCUUUUGCGAAGACGCAGGCAUGGCGUCUGCCGACGACGCCCAUUCGCGAGCCAAGCGACCCGCGGCCAUGACGAGGCAGUCUUCGUCGCAGUCGCAGCCAUCGCAGUCACCAUCCGAAGGCCACGCCCGGCCGGCUCACCACAAAACCCGGGGCCAUGGCCAUCAUGUCGUUGGCCAGCGUGUGCAGCGGAACGCGUCGUUUGGCAAGAACCUGAACAAGCUGAACAAAGCAGCACAGGCGGCCCAACACACACAGCAGGCACAGGCGCACACGGCUGACAGCACGGGGCGACACCAUCGCCGCUCGCAGUCAGGAGCCUCCCUCUCUGCUCCCAGCAGUCCUCGGCCCAGUGUCAAGCGCAAUGCCUCGUCUGGGGCCAUUGUGAGAGCAGCGCACACAGCACACACGCAGGCCAACCUACGCAAGAACCACUCCAGCGGACAUCUGGCGCACAAGGGGCACGCAAAGCACGCUGUCAAGGUCUCCAAGAGCGACGUCACCCAUUUGAAACGUGUCAAUAGAUCACGGCACGCUUCUCCAGAGCCACAAGCAACAGUGCAUUUCGAUGUGGCCGGUGGAGACGACGAGGAAGAGGAGGACGUAGAAGAGGGCGGUGACGAUGGCUGGACCGAGGAGAGCGCGUCCCAGUCGCCGACUACCACGCGCUCCAACACACGAUCCAACUCAGUCGUGCUUGAAGCGCAGCAUAAAUUGGCCGAGAAGAACAGGGAGAAUAACAGAGGAGGCGGGGCCUCUCAGUCGGGAAGUGACCAGGACUAUGGCGUCCCAGCAACGGAGACACUGCCCGAUCGUACGUGCGACAACACGCGCACCAACGGCAGCAGCAGUUCACAGAACCACUCGCGACCAGCUAAUGCCGACAUGAUCACGUCGCGCCUGCUGCAACGCAGCGCCUCGCAUCACAACCCUGCCCAAACGUCCAAUGUGGCUGCCACGGUACUCUCAGCGACACAUCGGCAACACUUGGUGAGUACAAGUGCUGGAUCGACACUGGUGGAUACGCCUGGAAGAGAUCUGGUAUCGCGCUUCAUGGAUGGUGACGGCUCUGCUGGGACCCCUCACGAUGGGGCAUACAUGCCAUCGCACAGCAGCACAGGAACAGGCCAAGACGGCGAGCUGGACAACAGCAAGCGAAACAAGUCGAUGCCCAACGUCAGCGGAGCAGAUACUCCCUCCAAGGCGGCGUCUCGCUCUGGUGCUACGACACCCACAAACCUACCACCUUCGCGAACACAGCAGAAACUUAUGCUGCAGCGUGCAUCCUCUGCCAUUGAACCUCAGAAACUAGUGCCCGUUACACUCCCCCGCACGGGCGGUCCCACCUUCUUGCAGUCGGGCAUCCACUACAACGCCAACGGCGAAGGGCGACUUGACCCUAGGCUGCAGCAACAAUUCAACCACGUUACGGUCGAGUACAAAGUUGUGCGCAGGUACCGAAACCCCCUUGCGGACUCGAUUGCGCGCAUUCAGCACAUUCCGGGCAUGUCGCGGAAAAGUCGCAUACCGGGGGCUUCAAGCAACCAUGGUUUCGCAAACGCGCGCGGUUCCGGCAGCCUGAGCACAAGUUUCAGUAACGAGGCUGGGAUGGAAAGCGAUGGGGCCAGUUUGUCGCGCAGGUCGCGUGUUAUUUUCAAUGAUCAUGAAGAGGGUCGCGACAGGAAUGCUGGUGACGAGGGGGAUGCCGAGGGCCGGCAGAGUUUUGAAAGUGAGGGUGCACGCAGUCGAGAUGAAGCCGAGGAGAUUUGCAGACGGUUGUGGGAGAGCGCUGAAGUGGUAGAGGCAGAUUGA